This is a messenger RNA of Pseudonaja textilis, 2025 nucleotides long. The record is from RefSeq and is a predicted model, not a curated record. Lineage: Eukaryota; Metazoa; Chordata; Lepidosauria; Squamata; Elapidae.
CCCAGGCGAGUACCUUUCGCCCUCCGACCCAAAAUCGAUGAGCAAUUAAACAAGCUCAUCGAACAGGGAGUCCUCGAGGCCACAGAUCAUGCCCGAUGGGAGACCCCCAUAGUCACCCCGAUAAAGGUCUUCGCCAAACUCGACCUGGCACAAGCCUAUCAGCAACUGCCGGUAGACGAGGAAACCGCCGAAGCGCAGACAAUAGUCACACACCGGGGGGCCUUCCGCUGCAAGAGGCUGCAAUUCGGAGUCAGCCAUGGAAUCCACCCCACCGAGGGCAAAAUAAAAGCCAUUAAAGAAGCCCCGAAGCCCCGAAACAAAACGGAAUUACAAGCGUUCCUGGGGUUAAUAAAUUUCUACAAUGUUUUCCUGCCCCAAAAGGCGACCGCGGCGGAGCCAUUGCAUAGGCUGCUCGACAAGGCAGCCACCUGGACGUGGGGGAGACGAGAAGAGGACGCCUUCAACAGAACCAAGAACCUUCUCACAUCAGACGCUGUCCUCAUCCAGUACAGCGAGACACUCCCCAUCACGGUAACGUGCGACGCAUCCCCUUUCGGAGUAGGAGCCAUCCUCAGCCACACCCUCGCAGACGGAAAAGAAGCGCCCAUCGCUUUUUUCUCGAGGACCCUCUCAAAACCCGAACGAAACUACAGCCAAUUGGAUAAGGAGGCUUUAGCCAUCGUCGCGGCCGUAAAGAAAUUCCACGAAUACCUUUACGGCAGGACCUUCACCAUAAUCACGGACCAUAAACCACUGCUGGGAAUACUGGCAGGAGACCGGGCCACACCAAUCAUCCUCUCCCCAAGGAUGACAAGGUGGUCCGAAUUUCUUGCCGCCUACAAUUACCGACUAAUCCACCGCCCCGGCAAAACAAUUCCGCACGCAGACGCCCUCAGCCGCACACCGUUGCCAACCCUGGACGACGACCCAGCACCAACCACGUCUACCCUGAGCAUCGAGACCUUACCCAACCUACCCCUGACCGCGUCAGACAUUGCCCUAGCAACCAAUAAAGACAGACGUCUGGCGCAGGUCCUGAGAUGGGUGGGGAAAGGCUGGCCAGAAAAAGAGGAAGACAGCGAGUUCAAAGCUUACCGAAGCCGACAAACAGAACUGUCAACACAAAAAGGUUGUUUAUUGUGGGGGGACAGGGUCGUAAUCCCGGAAAAAUUACAAAAAAAAGUCCUAAGCAUGCUACACGAAGGGCACCCCGGCAUCGUUAGGACAAAAGCCCUGGCCAGAAGCCACGUCUGGUGGCCAGGGAUGGACAAAGAGAUCGAAGCCUGGGUAGCCUCAUGCAAGCAGUGCCAGGAAUCAAGACCAAACCCCCCCGCCGCCCCGAGCCGAGAGUGGGAAACCCCCAGGGGUCCAUGGUCCCGAAUCCACGUAGAUUUCGCGGGACCAACCAAAGGACACACCUUCCUGAUAACCGUAGACGCUUACUCAAACUGGCUGGAGGUAAGCAACAUGAAGACGACCACCACAGACUCCGUCAUCAGAGAACUCAGCAAACUCUUCGCAACCCACGGCCUCCCAGAUGUCAUCGUAUCGGACAACGGCCCCCAGUUCACCGCACUACCGUUCGAGAAAUUCCUAGCAGAACGAGGAAUCCGACACGCAUUAACAGCGCCGGCACACCCGGCGGCGAACGGUAGGGCGGAGAAAAUGGUCCAAUUCACAAAAAAGACCAUCCAAAAGAUCGAAACCGGCGACAUACAGGACAAGAUAAAUCGAAUGCUCCUAAUUCAACACAUAACCCCGAGUACCACAACAAACAAGAGCCCAGCGGAGCUAUUAAUGGGAAGAAAACUGCGAUCCCCGCUCGACCGCCUGCACCCCACAUACAACCCGGAAAGACCCCCUGAUUCUACCAGCAAACACAGAACAUUCUCACCGGGAGACAAGGUUUACGCAAAAAACCUCACCGGAGACCCCCUCUGGGUACCGGCAACGAUCACCCAAGCAACAGGGCCACUCUCGUACCGCCUCCAAACAGCUGACGGACGAGCGUGGAAGCGCCACAUC